This is a messenger RNA of Morchella sextelata, 1089 nucleotides long. RefSeq lists its product as uncharacterized. Bases 1 to 1089 code for a protein of 362 amino acids. The record is from RefSeq and is a predicted model, not a curated record. Lineage: Eukaryota; Fungi; Ascomycota; Pezizomycetes; Pezizales; Morchellaceae. The transcript has 3 exons.
AUGACUUCAAUGUUAUUCCCCCCAUUAGAGCCUCACUGUAUCCCAGAAUCAGACCUUCUUGUAGCGGCCUCGAGAGUAUUCCACACCUGCAUUCCCAACCACCAGAGCCUGGCAUCAACAAUCCUAGGACUCGUCUCUAUCGGGUCAUGGCUCUUUGCGCAGGUCCCACAAAUUAUUAAGAACACCCAACGGCAAUCGGUAGAUGGCUUAUCAUGGGGUUUCCUAAUGCUGUGGUUGCUUGGUGAUAUUUGCAACCUAACAGGAGCGGUAAUGCUCGACCAGAUGUGGUUCCAACAGAUUAUCGCAGCAUACUAUGUAUUCGUAGACACCGUCCUCGUAACACAGUUCCUCUGGUACGGCGUUGUCUACCGGGUCAAGGAGCUAGAGAAGAGAUUAGAAGGCGUUACUAUAGGCGGAAACAGCAACUCGGACGAUGAGGGCGACAGUAUCGCCUCAGAUAGCAACGCAGACUUGAAGCAGAAACGUGCAGAUGAGGGCGCGGCGGUGGCGAGGAGUAAGAUGCCGAGCGUUGCGCAUACAACCUUUGUUACUGUUUCACUGCUGGGUACGCUUGCGGGGGCGCUCCCGGUUAAUGGGGGUGUGCCGGCGAUGCCAACCCUGGGAGACGUGAGCGGAGGGUGGCUGAGCGAUGAGUUGAUAGAGGCAAUUGGAAUGACUGUAGGUUGGAUUAGUACUCUACUAUAUCUCUGCUCCCGCCUCCCCCAGCUCAUCCUGAACGCCAAGCGAAAGUCGACUGAAGGACUCUCAAUCGCACUCUUCAUGGCCGCGUUUUCCGGGAAUUUGUUUUAUUCCGGGAGUCUUCUCUUGAACCCCCUGGGAUGGCGCGAUUACGAGCCUUAUGGCGGUGGUGGAGUCGCUGGACCCGAGGGAAGCAAUGCAAUGGAGUGGUGGAGCCGGACGCUGCCAUUCUUUUUUGGCGCUUUUGGCGUGUUGACUAUGGAUGCGGCUGUGGGGCUGCAGUUUAGGUUGUGGGGGCCGGGGAGCGAGAAGGCGCAGAUUGAAGAGGAGGAGAGGGAGGGAUUGUUGACGGCGAGAGAGGCUGGGUAUGGGUCAUUAGAGUCUUCAUAG